AUGCCUUGCUUGGAUCUUCACGGGACAAUCGCUGCAAACAUCGAUUCAGGAAUCACGCUUCCAACGCUUCGUGGGAUCACCUCUGAUCGCGGAGGCCUUAGCAACGGACAUCCCUGUUUUCCGAUUACAUCACUUCCAGAAGACGUCAAGGCUGACAUAUUGGCGUGUGUACGGAUAUGUGACUAUCCGAGAGUCUCCCUCGUUUCAAAGAGCUUCCGGUCACUCGUUUCGUCGCUUGAGAUAUACGCAAGACGAUUUUCCUUGGGCUGCACUGAACAUUGUCUCUAUGUUGUCCUCUAUAACUGGGCCAACCGUGUGGACUGUUUGUAUACUCUCCACCGCAAUAGCAGCCACUUGGUCCUAAUCCCUGCAUGGCUUCCUGAAAUGCCACCUUAUGGAAGCUUCGUAGAUGUGGGUUCGAGGAUAUAUGCGUUUUCUAGUUUUAAAUCUUACAUCAUCGACUAUACAUCUCACACUGUGCAACAUCUCCCGAGGAUGCCUUUCCCCAUGUCUGCUCUACUCGCUGAUGUCAUCGGAGGGAGAAUCUACGUCUAUGGAUAUCACGUUACCGAUCAAAAGUCACAUGGGAUACUGGUGUUCAAUACAGAAACACAAACGUGGGAAGGUCCGAUGACAGUGCCAAGGAUGCAGAUACGUGAUGGUUGCUUGGUGGUGAUGGCUGGUAAGAUGUACAUGAGGAAUUUUCAGAAUAGCUUUGUUUACGACCCAAAGGAAAGCAAGUGGGAGACAGACGAGGUGCUUAACUCAAUGGAGUGGGAGAAGGCAUGUAUUGUUGAUGAUGUUUUGUACUUUUACGAUUAUUCGGACAUGGAAUUGAAUGCAUAUGAUCCAGAACACAAGUGUUGGCAAGUGGUGAAAGGUGUGGAAGAUUUGAUGGCUGAGAUGAGACGUGUUGUUUGUUUUUGGGCAAUGGCUAUGACUAAUUACGCUGGCAAACUGUUGGCCAACUCCUUUGCCUUUGAACAACCUUGUAAUCAAGAUUAUGGUAGUAAUUACUUGGAUUUACUUACUUGGGGGAACUAG
Messenger RNA from Brassica napus (rape), 1044 nucleotides. Its product is annotated as F-box/kelch-repeat protein At4g38940-like. Gene Ontology annotation, molecular function: protein binding. The transcript is spliced from 2 exons. The record is from RefSeq and is a predicted model, not a curated record. Lineage: Eukaryota; Viridiplantae; Streptophyta; Magnoliopsida; Brassicales; Brassicaceae. Bases 1 to 1044 code for a protein of 347 amino acids.